CUUCCCAUCAUUCAAAUAAAAAAACCAGCUCUCAAAAAUUGUGGAAAAGAUGGCAGAUGAGAGAGACGGGGCCGAGAUCGUGUAUGGAGCCGAAGAGUGCCUUCGUCAUUCCAUUGAGCUUCUAGAUGAGCUCGGUUUCCCUCGAGGCGUUCUCCCACUAAAAGACCUUGUAGAGUGUGGCCGGGUUCGAGAAACGGGCUUUGUUUGGAUGAAGCAAAAGGCUCCAUACGAGCACUUUUUUGAAGGGACUAAUACACGUGUGAGUUACGCUAUAGAAGUGACCGCGUAUAUUGAAAAAUGUAAGAUGAAGAAGAUGACGGGGGUUAAAAGUAAACAACUAUUGAUGUGGGUACCCGUUGUUGAGAUGAGUGUGGAAAAUGUCGAUAGCUCGAAAAUUUACUUCAAGAUCCCGAUCGGGGUAGGGAAGUCUUUUCCUAUUUCGGCUUUCAUGAGUGAUGAAGAAAAUAAUAAGUACAUCGAGCGAUCCAAGUAAAUCAAGUUCGAGUUAUUGAAAUCGUCAUAAGUACAUUUUCAUUUCUCUAUUUUCGGGUUUUUGCUAUAUGUUAAGCUGAUCAUGACUCAUGAGACCGCUAAUAGAUUAUUUAUCGAUUUUAAGAUAUAUUUUGGAUACGAUAUCCAAAUUAAGUUGUAACAUUUUCUUUGAUUUGGAGAAUAAAUAAUUUGUGGAAAAUCUAGAGAGAUCUAAA
Messenger RNA from Helianthus annuus (common sunflower), 707 nucleotides. RefSeq lists its product as uncharacterized. The record is from RefSeq and is a predicted model, not a curated record. Bases 50 to 493 code for a protein of 147 amino acids. Lineage: Eukaryota; Viridiplantae; Streptophyta; Magnoliopsida; Asterales; Asteraceae. The transcript has a single exon.